AUGGAGGUUAUGCUGACCUUGAGAGGAGAGGCGGUGGUGGGACCAGGUCUUGCCGCGGUUGGAGUCACGUUCCACCAUCACGUGACUUGCCGAUGUGAGUGUGUGCUCUGGCAAGGGUGGGAGGGGAGGUUUGGUUUAGGGUUUAGGGUUUUGGGUGGAGGAGGAGCUCUUAGAGAAGAGGGGUUAUCAGCGGCGAUGGUGGUGGAGGCAGUUGCGGUGGUAUUGGUGUGGCUGGGUUUUGGUUUUGGAAGAAGGGUCUUGAAGAGGGUGGUGCAGUGGCAGUUACAGGAUUCGAAAGCUGACUGGGCAAAAUUUAUAUACUAA
This is a messenger RNA of Prunus armeniaca (apricot), 324 nucleotides long. Lineage: Eukaryota; Viridiplantae; Streptophyta; Magnoliopsida; Rosales; Rosaceae. The record is from the annotation of a GenBank genome assembly.